UAUGUAUUCAUUUUUAUAUAAAAAAAAAGAGAGAUGAGAGAGAGGUUUAGAGAGAGAGAGAGUGCUAGGGUUUGGACAAGGCGUCCGGCAGCAAGGGACAGCGGUAAUGGGCUCCGACGGUGGCUUCCGGGUUUUGGCAAGCAGUAUCUGGGUCAGGCGACUUCGUUUUUCUUCUAUAAUUUUCCAGAGGAUAGUUCUGCGAAGGAUCUAUGGUUUUGUUUUGGGGCACAUGGGAGGGUAGCAGAUGUUUAUAUUCCGGCAAGGAGGGAUCGAAGAGGGCGUCGUUUUGGCUUUGUUCGCAUGUCAGAGGUCUCAAAUGUGACAGAACUGGAAAGGAAAUUGAAUCAGAUAUGGCUGGGUUCCUAUCAUCUUAGGGUGAAGGUGGCAGGCAGUAUGAAAAGAGGGAAGGAAGGGGCAAUGGUGAGACACAAAUCGCAGAUUGAGAAGAAAUGGAUUAAGAGGGACAACAAGGUGAAUCCAAAGGUGACUUAUGCACAGGUGGUGGCCGGGAAUAUGGCUGAAGUUGAGGAUAGAAAUUCUUCGGCUAAUGAUGUACGAUAUGUUUCGACAUCAAAGGAGAAUGAGUCAAUAGGGAAGAGGAUUGUGGAGGAUGGCAUAAAGGCCAAAGCAUCAGAAGUGGUGCCGGAGUCAAAGCAUGACGGGUUAAUGAAGACAGUCUCAUUUGGGAGGGAUGCGAUGAGAGGCCUAUCAAAAUCUGAUUUGGUUUUAAAUUUUUCUCCUACGGAGGAGGAGGGGGCAUGGCUGAAACAAAGUUGGGGGGCCAUGGUGAGAUCUUUAGAUAUGGUGAAGCAAAUACAGAACAGAUUUAAUGUUGAUGGGGUUCGGGUUACAGUAGCAUUGUUAGGGGGUCGUCAUGUAGUUUUAUUGGAUAAUUCGGAAGGAUGUUUUGAGGAGUUCAUAAAGGAUAAUCGGGAGUUGAUAGAUUAUUGGUUUGAAUGGAUUCAGCAAAGUAGCUUAACUACAAUGCCUCUAUUGAGUAGAUUGGUGUGGCUUCGGUUGACAGGGGUCCCUUUGAAAGCAUGGAGUGACAGAUGUUUCACGGAGCUAGGGGGGUUAAUUGGAGAGGUGAUUCUUGUGGAUGAGGAUACAAAGAGCAAAUCUUUCCUGUGUGAAGGUAGAGUGUUGAUAUUGAGCACGGAAAAAACCAAAAUUUCAACCAUAGUUAUGCUGCAGAUUGAUGGUGAAGUUUUUCCGGUAACAGUGGAGGAGGAGGAGUGGCGGAUGGACCCAGAUUGGUGGCUGGCUGGAGAACGGCGAAACCCGGCAACAGAGUCCGAUUCAGAAGCUUCCAGCGACGGUUACCAUAAUUGUCAGUUAAAUGUGGACGGAUUUCUGGGCGAUGAAGUCGCUGAUUUGGCCGAGGAUCGCGUAGCAACGGCUCUUGACGUGCAUGGAAGUUUAAAUGAGCAAGGCGUUUUGGCGGAAAAAGGAUCGGGUGAGUUGAUUAGGGAACAUGGGCUUGGUGGGAAUGGGCCGGGUUUGGAUAACUUGCGUGGGCCAGAAGUUGUUGAGAAUGGUUUGCAGCUGGCCGAAGGUGGUAUGUUGGUGCCAGCUGGGUCGCAACAGGGUCGGUGGGAUCGGGUGAAGAAAUACAAAUGUGUGGAGGAGAUAUAUGUUGGGGGCAGGGGAGUGAGGGAACCGACAGAAACAGAGCUGUCGUGGGUUACAGAGAGAACAAAACUCAGAAGGGAAAGAAAGGAAAAAGUUCAGUGGGCUGGGUCUCGGCAGGAAGAGCAGCGGGAAGCUUCUUUGUCCGAUGGUUGCAUUCAACAUAGAAACCAAGCUAUUCGGCAACAGAUGGAGGUAGAUGAAGUGCGCAGAUUAUUUGAGAUGGGGCAACGGUUGGGAGUUCAGUGUCAACAGAAUGAAGCAGAGGAAACGAAAUUAGAGGUGGUGGAGGUUUCUUUGUGCAGGAUGUUGUGGAUUUCGGAAGAUUUUGAUUGGGUAAUGCAAAAAUCACAAGGAAAUUCGGGGGGGUUGUUGUGCAUAUGGAACAAGAGGAGUUUUGUGAAAAAGAGGGUGUUUGAAGGAAAGGGGUUUAUUGGGAUUUCGGGGGAAUGGGGUAGUCAACAGCUCAGUUGUAAUUUGGUGAAUGUGUAUGCUCCUUGUGAUAAGAAAGAGAAGGUUUUGUUGUGGGAAGAGAUGGGGAGUUUAGUAUCGAAUCAGGGUGGGAGGUGGCUUUUAGCAGGGGAUUUUAACUCUGUUCGAAGUAUAAUAGAAAGGAAGGGGAGAUUAGGCGAGACUCAGGAUAUGGAAGAAUUUAAUCGAUUUGUGGAAGGGACUGGUCUUAUUGAUGUUAAAUUGUUGAACAGGAAGUUUACUUGGUAUAGAUCUGAUGGAAGCUCAAUGAGUAGACUUGACAGAUUUUUGUUAUCUUCGGAGAUGAGUAUGCUGGAAAGAGAUUGGACACAAGUUGGGGUUCGACGCUCAAUCUCAGACCACUGUGCUAUUAUUUUGAAAUCGAGAAAUGUUGAUUGGGGUCCUAAGCCGUUUCGAGCUCUUGAUGUAUGGCAACAACACCCAGAGUUUAGAGAUUUUGUGGUGGAUAAAUGGAAAAAUCUGCAGAUUGAAGGAUGGGCAGCUUUUAAAUGUCAAAAAAAGCUGCAAUUAUUAAAGGAGGAAUGCAAAAGGUGGAACAAGGAGGUGUUUGGAAAUGUGGAGGUAAGGUAUGAGAGUUUGUUGCAGCAAAUUGAGAUGUUAGAUAAGAAGAGUGAGGACACUGAUCUAAAUGAGAAUGAGGUGUUGUUACGAAAGGUGUGUUCUCAGGAAGUUUGGGAUGUACUACAGAAAAGAGAAGCGGUGUGGAGACAAAAAUCGCGAGCCAAUUGGGUUCGCCUUGGGGAUGCCAAUACGGCUUUCUUUCAUAGAUGUGUGCAUGCUCGACGAGCACAGAAUGUAUUAUCAGGCAUCUUAGGUGAGGGUGGGUGGGUUGAGGAACCUGAAAUGGUAAAGGAGGAGGCAGUAAGGUAUUUUUGUCAGUUAUUUCAGAAUGAUCAGUGGAGUCGUCCAGUGAUGGGUGGGAUUCAGUUUCGUCGAAUUUCAGCUGAACAGAGGGAGUGGCUCGAAAGGCCUUUCUCAAUAGAGGAGAUUGAAGAAGGUCUUCAUAGUUGUGAGGGCUCGAAGGCACCCGGUCCGGAUGGGUUUAAUUUUAAUUUCAUAAAGUUUGCGUGGAGUUCUUUGAAAGAUGAUUUCGUGAAUUUUAUGUGUGAAUUUCAUCAACAUGGCAGGUUAGUGAAAGGUUUAAAUUCUUCAUUCCUUGCAUUAAUCCCUAAGAAAUUGAACCCUCUUCAGUUUAAAGAGUAUAGGCCUAUUAGCUUGUUGGGGUGUUUGUAUAAAUUGUUGGCCAAGGUUCUGGCAAAUCGGUUGAAAAUGGUAAUGUCAGAUAUAAUUAGUGAUUCUCAGUCCGCUUUUGUGGGUGGUAGGCAGUUGGUGGAUAGCGUGUUAAUAUUGAAUGAGGUUGUGCAUGAGGUGAAAAGCAGAAAGAAACAAAGCUUUAUGUUUAAAGCUGAUUUUGAGAAAGCUUACGAUUGUGUGGAUUGGGGUUUUCUCGAUUGGAUGAUGGAUAGUAUGGGCUUUGGGGAUAAAUGGAGAAAAUGGAUUCGGGAAUGCCUCUCAACUGCGAGGAUAUCGGUGUUAAUUAAUGGAAGUCCAACGAGGGAAUUCUCUGUUUCCAAAGGCCUUCGUCAAGGUGAUCCUCUAUCUCCUUUUUUGUUUUUAUUGGUUGGAGAAGGUUUGUGUGGACUGGUCAAAAAAGCUGAGUGUGAAGGGAUGUUGAGAGGAGUAGAGAUCGGAAGGGGAGGGGUGGUGUUGUCGCUAUUACAAUUUGCAGAUGACACAGUGUUCAUCGGGACAGCUGAUGCAGAAAAUGUUAGAGUUGUGAAAGCUAUCUUGCUUUGGUUUGAACUGAUUUCUGGGUUAAAGAUAAAUUUUAGCAAGAGUCAUCUGUACGGCUUUAAUGUUUCGGAGGGUUGGUUACAAGGGGCUGCAGAUAUGUUACACUGUGGGGUGGGCAAAGUGCCUUUUAUAUACUUGGGUUUGCCAGUAGGAGGAAAUCCGGGGAGGAAGAGGUGUUGGAAGUCGGUAAUAGAGCGGUUUCAUCAAAAGCUUGCCACUUGGAAAAGCCCAUUACUGUCCUUUGGAGGCCGGAUUACCUUAAUAAACUCGGUACUCUCUGCUAUCCCUAUUUUUUAUUUGUCUUUAUUUAGGAUUCCUAAAGUUGUUCUUGUUGAGUUGAUUAAAAUUCAGCGGAAUUUUUUUUGGGGUGGUGUGAGUUUGGCUAAAAAGAUUCCAUGGGUUAGUUGGGAGUGUAUGUGUGCGGAGAAGGAGAAGGGGGGUCUAGGAGUGGUUGAUUUAGAGAGAAAGAAUGGGGCUUUGUUGGGGAAAUGGUGGUUUCGUCUGGGUGAUGGUUUAGAUAGUUUAUGGAAGAGGGUGAUUUGGGGAAAAUAUUAUGGGGGUAGGAGGGAGAGGGAUGUCACUUCUGUUGAGUGUUUGACUAUGUCUCGGAUUUGGAAGGAUAUUGUGUGUUUGGGUAGUAGAUCGGAACAAUUUUCAAAGAUGUUAGUAAGAGGUUUUAAGUGGGAAGUUGGGGAUGGAAGCUGUGUGGAUUUUUGGAGUGACAAAUGGGUGGGGGUUAAUUCUUUGAAAGAGUUAUAUCCUAGGUUGUUUGUGCUGGCUGUAAGGAAGGAAGGGUUGGUGAAGGAUAUGGGUGGUUGGCGUGGAGAUAAUUGGGUUUGGGAUUGUAGGUGGCGGUGUGGAAGUAGAGGGAGGGCAGCAGAAGAGGAACAAAUUUUUCGGUCAAUGCUUAAUGGAUUUACGUUGCGGAAUGGUAGGGAGGAUGUUUGGAAAUGGGUGCAUAGUAGUGAGGGUUGUUAUUCGGUGAAGGCAGCUUAUGAGUUCCUAACACCAAAUUCUUGUUUUGUUGAGGAGAAAUGGGCUAAGGUGAUUUGGAAUAGAUAUGUCCCUUCUAAAGGGGCGAUAAGGGAUGCGUGUUGUGUCAGGGGGGGGAGGAGCAUCUUCAUCAUAUUUUCUGUGGGUGUAAAAGGGUAUGGUUAGUAUGGAUGAAGGGCACUGAUGCCAUGAUGGGAACUCGAUGGUCCCCACAUGGCUACCUGUCAUUGUUAUAUAUAUCUUGAAGAAGAAGAAUUAAGAUGCCUACAGAAAACCGGUACGAUUUUCCCCAUGAAUUUCAUCACUUUGGAUGUCCUCAUUGUCAUAUUGGUAUUGGAACCAGAAGAAUUAAAAAACCAAGAAACCUGUUUGCUUUUUCAUGGAUUUGGAAGGGGUAUAAUAUAAUGUUGAACUUGAAACAAAUCUGCACUUUAUUAUAUGUUAAUCUUAAUCGGUUGUAAGACCUUAAUUUAUGUAAUCAAGCAUUUCUUUCCUUCUUUCCUAAUAAAUGGAAUCUUAUUUU
Rubroshorea leprosula is the source of this 5431-nucleotide messenger RNA. Lineage: Eukaryota; Viridiplantae; Streptophyta; Magnoliopsida; Malvales; Dipterocarpaceae. The record is from the annotation of a GenBank genome assembly.